AAGAAUUAAAAUCUCGAACUGAAUAAAUAGUAGCAACGCGAAGCACAACCCUCUUUCUGGAGAAGAAAAGAAAGAAUCUAUUGAGAACCAGUCUCGUUUGAUUCAUCGUUGUGAUUAGAAUCAUCAAGUUCAAUGUCGGUUACUCUGCACACAAACCUAGGUGAUAUCAAAUGCGAAAUCUUCUGUGACGAAGUCCCUAAAACCUCCGAGAAUUUUUUAGCACUAUGCGCAAGUGGUUACUUUGAUGGGACUAUAUUUCACCGCAAUAUUAAAGGUUUUAUGAUUCAAGGUGGAGAUCCAACUGGUACCGGCAAAGGAGGGACUAGUAUAUGGGGAAAGAAAUUUAACGACGAGAUAAGAGAAUCUUUGAAGCAUAAUGCAAGGGGAAUAUUGUCAAUGGCUAACAGUGGUCCAAAUACUAAUGGAAGUCAGUUCUUCAUAAGUUAUGCAAAACAUCCACAUUUGAAUGGACUAUACACUGUGUUUGGAAGAGUAAUUCAUGGAUUUGAAGUUCUUGAUCUCAUGGAAAAGACUCCAACAGGGGCAGGGGAUCGACCGCUUGCAGAGAUAAGGCUCAAUCGUGUAACAAUGCAUUCUAAUCCACUUGCUGGCUAGACUGGUCUCUCAUUUAUUCAUGUAAAAUUAAAGUUUCUAUUUCCCAAAACAACAGAUCUAACUUCUAAGUAGAGGUCACGGAGAAUUCUUACAUGCUGGAUUGAGUACUUGAUCAUAGCUUCUAUUGAUUUAAAGAUUUAUUUUGCUAAGAUAGUAAAAUGUACAUCAAAGAUAUUUGAGACAAAAUUGUGUGAUGGCACAAAGUUUGCCAGCAUUGAAUACUUCUUUGUUCUUGUGUUGCGGUUCACCUUUUUAAUGGAUGGAUUGUCACCUUCUGGAUAA
Molecule: messenger RNA, 897 nt
Organism: Medicago truncatula (barrel medic)
Lineage: Eukaryota; Viridiplantae; Streptophyta; Magnoliopsida; Fabales; Fabaceae
Product: peptidyl-prolyl cis-trans isomerase CYP18-1
Exons: 5
Coding region: 133-615 (160 amino acids)
Biological process (GO): protein folding; protein peptidyl-prolyl isomerization
Cellular component (GO): catalytic step 2 spliceosome
Molecular function (GO): peptidyl-prolyl cis-trans isomerase activity
Source: RefSeq, a predicted model, not a curated record